AUGGAUUCCUUUGGUUUCGAUAACGUGAAAGCAGAGAAAGCUAAGGCGAUGAGGAGGUUCAAUCGGCUUCGAAGCUUAGCCAAGGCCUUCCGUUUCUUGGAAUUGCUGUCGGCUUUGCUGUUUUUCGCGUGGACAUUCGAGCGCGUGCCUUUCGCCGUGAAAAUCUCCGGAGUGUUCCUUUUGAAGCUCGGCGGAGUCGUCGCCAGUCCCCUCUUUGUUUUCCUCGUCUCUAACGUCAUCAUCGUUACCCUCAUUGCCAAGUCCGGCAUUUUUUCCGCUGUUAACAAUGUUGAUUCCAAAAUCUACGAUGAAAUCAUCAACAAUGCUGAGAAUCGCUCCAAAUCCGAGUGCCAAAAAGAGGUUCUGUAUCAAGACAAAGAGAUCAUCUCUGAAGCGAGCAUAGAUACCUUAAGCAGCGAAGAGACGGAGCCGGAGCCGGAACCGGACUCUGAGUUUGAGAUGGAUUAUCCAAGAGUGUAUAGAAGGAGUAAGUCGGAGAAGUUGGCGAUAAGAAAGAGUGGGGAGGAAGUGACGAGGGAACUACGACGAUCCGAGACAGAAAAGUGCCGGAAAGUUGAAAAUAUGGACGGGGAAUUAGUUCCAGAAGACGAGUUGAGCAACGAAGAGUUUCAACGAACGAUCGAAGAUUUCAUCGCGAAGCAGUUGAGGUUUCGCCGAGAAGAAUCUCUGUCUAUUGUUUUUCCCUGUUCAAACCCAAACCUGAAAAAUAACUUCCCUUUGCAGUAA
Gossypium raimondii (Peruvian cotton) is the source of this 747-nucleotide messenger RNA. RefSeq lists its product as uncharacterized. NCBI's taxonomy places the organism in Eukaryota, Viridiplantae, Streptophyta, Magnoliopsida, Malvales, Malvaceae. The coding region runs from base 1 to 747 and encodes 248 amino acids. The record is from RefSeq and is a predicted model, not a curated record. The transcript has a single exon.